AUGUCUGCUAUACGGGUUGCUCCUACUAAAGCCGCCAAAGCCAUGAACCUCCUCCGCACAAUCCAAUACACACACCCCCCAUCCUGUCCCUGCCACGGCAACCCCACCCACCACCACCACCACAAGCCCUCCCCCAAUCUCCUCAGCCACGCCAAGAGAAAUCUUCAACGAAACUAUGCAACCCCAAUCGAUACGAGUAGACAGAAAGAAUACGCGUUUGAAAUGGCGGCUAGUAGUAUUCGGUUCGGUGAAGGCGUUACUAAGGAGGUGGGGAUGGAUUUUAAAAAUUUGGGCGCCAAGAGAGUGCUGGUGGUGACGGAUCGGGUGGUGAGGGGUUUGGAUGCGAUGAGGCAGGUGACUGAGGGGUUGAAUAGGGAGGGGGUGGAGUUCAAGGUUUUUGAUCAGUGUAGGGUGGAGCCGAAGGAUACUUCUGUCAAAGAAGCAAUUGUGUUCUCCAAGACCUACCAACCAGAUGCCAUUCUAGCAGUUGGAGGUGGUUCAGUCAUCGACACAGCCAAGCUCAUGAAUCUUUAUACCUGCUAUCCAGAUGCAGACUUUAUGGACUUUGUCAAUGCUCCACUUGGAAAAGGCCGACCCAUAGACAAAACCCUCUUACCACUAAUAGCCGUCCCCACCACCGCCGGAACCGGCUCCGAAACAACCGGCACCGCCAUCUUCGACCUCGUAUCCCACAAAGCCAAAACAGGCAUCGCUCAUCGAAAUCUCAAGCCCCUACUCGGUAUAUGUGAUCCAUUAAAUACCCGCACCAUGCCAUCGGCCGUCCAUGCCAGCUCAGGUCUUGAUGUUUUAUGCCACAGUUUGGAGAGCUGGACUGCAAUUCCCUAUUAUGAGAGGACUCCCAGACCUACGAAUCCCAUUAAUAGACCGUCGUAUCAGGGUGCUAAUCCUAUUAGUGAUAUUUUCUCAUUGCAGGCGUUGAAGAGUACGGCGAAGUAUUUGCCGAGGGCCACGAAGGAUCCCGAGGAUCAUGAGGCUCAGAGUCAAAUGUUGUUGGCGGCUACGUUGGCGGGUGUGGGGUUUGGUAAUGCGGGUGUGCAUUUGUGUCAUGGAAUGUCCUACCCCAUAUCUGGCCAAAACCCCGGAUAUACGCACCCCGGCUACGUCACCCAAACUCCCAUCAUCCCCCACGGGGUCUCCGUCGCCGUCUCCGCCCCCGCUGUCUUCCGCUUCACCGGCGCCUCCAACCCCGAGCGGCACCUAGCGGCCGCCGAAUGUUUCGGCGUCGACAUCUCGAAUGUGAAAUUGGAAAGCGCGGGUGCGGUAUUGGCAGAAGCGCUAGAGAAGUUCUUGGAGGAAUUGGGGGAUCAGCCCAGGGGAUUGAAGGAUUUGGGGUUUAAGAGGGAACAUAUUGAGGGGUUGGUUGAGGGGACGAUUCCUCAAGAGAGAGUGUUGAUGUUGGCGCCGGGUUUGUCGGGGGAGUUGGGGGAGGAGAGAGAACAGUUGAGGGGGCUUUUUGAGGAUGCUAUGGGGGAUUAG
Molecule: messenger RNA, 1497 nt
Organism: Sclerotinia borealis F-4128
Lineage: Eukaryota; Fungi; Ascomycota; Leotiomycetes; Helotiales; Sclerotiniaceae
Source: the annotation of a GenBank genome assembly